This is a messenger RNA of Dovyalis caffra, 1494 nucleotides long. The record is from the annotation of a GenBank genome assembly. Lineage: Eukaryota; Viridiplantae; Streptophyta; Magnoliopsida; Malpighiales; Salicaceae.
AUGGCAUCUCUAUCUUCCCCAGCAACCCAAAACACCAUGGUCCAACCGCGUCGGAUCCGGGUCAUCAAAGAAGGAUCCAGAAAGCAAGUGGGUGGUGGUCCUGUUGUUUACUGGAUGUUUAGAGAUCAACGGAUCAGGGACAACUGGGCUUUAAUCCAUGCCUUUGAUCAGGCCAACAGGAACAACGUGCCUGUAGCUGUGGCGUUCAAUUUGUUUGAUCAGUUUUUGGGGGCAAAAGCAAGGCAACUAGGUUUUAUGCUAAGGGGUUUGUCUCAGCUACAAAAAAACAUUGAAGAGACACUUCAAAUCCCAUUUUUCUUGUUCCAGGGAGAAGCUGAAGAGACUAUACCAAAAUUUUUAAAAGAAUGCGGGGCUUCACUUUUAGUUACUGAUUUUUCGCCUCUUAGACAAGUCCGCAAAUGCAAAGAUGAAAUCCGUAAGAGAGUAAGUGAUUCGGUGAGCAUACAUGAAGUUGAUGCUCAUAAUGUGGUGCCUAUUUGGGUGGCAUCAGAGAAAUUGGAGUAUAGUGCUAGGACUUUAAGGGGUAAGAUAAAUAAAUUGCUACCUGAGUACCUCAUCGAUUUCCCAAUGUUGCAAUCACAGACGAACAAGUGGGCUGCUGCUACGAAUCAGUCAAUUGAUUGGGAUGGUCUCAUUAACAAUGUUUUAAGGAAAGGGGCAGAAGUUCCUGAAAUCAAAUGGUGUGAACCAGGAGAAGAUGCAGCAUUGGAAGUGUUGAUGGGAAGUAAAGAUGGAUUCUUGAUGAAAAGGUUGAAGAAUUAUUCUACAGAUAGGAAUAACCCACUAAAACCUAAAGGGCUCUCUGGUCUGUCUCCAUAUCUUCAUUUUGGGCAGAUUUCUGCACAGCGAUGUGCUUUGGAGGCACGUAAAGUGAGGAAUCUUAGUCCUCAGUCAGCCGAUGCAUUUCUGGAGGAGUUGAUUGUGCGUAGAGAACUUGCUGACAACUUUUGCUUUUACCAGCCCCAUUACGAUUCCAUACAGGGGGCAUGGGAGUGGGCACGUAAGACCUUGGUGGACCAUGCUUCUGACCAGCGAGAACAUAUUUAUUCGAAGGAGCAAUUAGAGAAGGCACAGACAGCUGAUCCUCUUUGGAAUGCUUCUCAGCUGGAGAUGGUUUACCAUGGGAAGAUGCAUGGUUUCAUGCGUAUGUAUUGGGCGAAAAAGAUUCUUGAGUGGACAAGAGGACCUGAAGAAGCCCUUGCAAUAUCCAUAUAUCUAAAUGACAAGUAUGAGAUAGACGGGAGGGAUCCAGGUGGAUAUGUUGGUUGCAUGUGGUCAAUAUGUGGCAUCCAUGAUCAGGGGUGGAAAGAGCGACCAAUUUUUGGGAAAAUACGUUAUAUGAAUUAUGCAGGCUGCAAACGGAAAUUUGAUGUUGACGGUUACAUUGCUCUCGUCAAGAGAAUCGUGGGCAACACUAAAAAGAGGGAAGCGGAAACUCAGCUCCAUAAGACCACAAAGGAACUCCGCAGUUAG